Messenger RNA from Ochotona princeps (American pika), 1675 nucleotides. It is a transcript of the gene RAD18, whose product is annotated as RAD18 E3 ubiquitin protein ligase. The record is from RefSeq and is a predicted model, not a curated record. The coding region runs from base 86 to 1582 and encodes 498 amino acids. Gene Ontology annotation, molecular function: ubiquitin protein ligase activity; single-stranded DNA binding. NCBI's taxonomy places the organism in Eukaryota, Metazoa, Chordata, Mammalia, Lagomorpha, Ochotonidae. Gene Ontology annotation, biological process: protein monoubiquitination; DNA damage tolerance. Gene Ontology annotation, cellular component: Rad6-Rad18 complex; nucleus. The transcript has 13 exons.
AGCUCAGUAGCGCGGGGAAUUUCGAGUGGCCGGCGGACGCGGGAGGCCUGUGGGUGGAGGACCCCCAGCACCCUCGGCAGUGACCAUGGACUCCGUGGCCGAGCCGCGCUGGCCUCCGGGCCUCGCCGUCCUGAAGCCAGUAGAUGAUUUGCUGCGAUGUGGAAUUUGCUUUGAAUACUUCAACAUUGCAAUGAUGAUUCCUCAAUGUUCACAUAACUAUUGUUCUCUAUGUAUAAGAAAAUUUCUGUCUUAUAAAACUCAGUGUCCAACCUGUUGUGUGACUGUCACAGAGCCGGACCUGAAAAAUAACCGUGUGUUAGAUGAACUGGUAAAAAGCUUGAAUUUUGCACGGGAUCGUUUGUUGCAGCUGGCUUUGGAGUCGCCGCCCGUGUCUCCCGUUUCCUCCUCUGCCAAGAGACUUGCGGUCAGAGCCCCCACUUCCGUGGCAUCCAGGCCUCCUGCAAAGCUGGCAAGCAGGCCGAUGGACAGCUUCCUGAUCAGAGAGGGCGCCAGUCCCGCCCCGGAGCCUCUGUCAGCCGAGAAGGAGAGCACGCUCACCCCGCAGAAAGAUCUGGGCAGCUCGGCUGAGUCCACGGGGACGUGCUUCUCAGAGCCGAUGACGCCCAGCUCCUCUGAGGCCAGGCGCCCCGAAACCCCCUCAACAUCCACUCUGAAACAAGUCACCAAAGUGGAUUGUCCUGUGUGUGGGGUUAGCAUCCCAGAGAAUCACAUUAAUAAGCACCUGGACAGCUGUUUAUCACGGGAAGAGAAGAAGGAGAGCCUCAGAAGUUCUGUUCACAAAAGGAAGCCGCUGCCUAAAACUGUGUACAACUUGCUGUCUGAUCGUGAUUUGAAGAAAAAGCUGAAACAGCAUGGAUUAUCUAUUCAAGGAAGUAAACAACAGCUUAUUAAAAGACACCAAGAAUUUGUGCAUAUGUACAAUGCCCAGUGUGAUGCUCUGCACCCUAAAUCAGCUGCAGAAAUAGUUCAAGAACUCGAAAAUAUGGAGAAGACCAGGAUGCGCUUGGAAGCUAGUAAACUCAACGAAAGCGUAAUGGUUUUUACGAAGGACCAGACAGAAGAGGAAAUAGAUGAAAUCCACAGUAAAUAUCGAAAGAAACAUCACAGUGAAUUCCAGCGUCUGGUGGACCAGGCCAAAAAGGGAUACAAGAAGGCUGUGGGGAUGGCCGAAAUCAAAGGACCAAGUAAAGAAGAUGAGUCCCCCCGAAAGUCGCCGUCCCCGUGCGUGGGAGAAGAAGUUGAUGACAUGAAAUUCUCGGGGAUAAUGCUGGAGACAGCCCGUUGCUCUCCAUCAAAGCUGAGCUCCCCAGGGAAGCAGGGCUCUGUUGAUUCUGCCCAUUACACCGAUGCCCCAGAAGCAACUCUGCUUUCGUCAGAGUCUAGUUCCUGCAAUAGUUCCAGUUCAGACAUCAUCAGAGAUGUGCUGGAGGAAGAAGCAGCCUGGGAAGCCGCCCAUAAAAACCAUCUUCAAGACAUGGACUUUAGUCCCAGACAGAGUCGCCGUGCACGAGGAGCAGGGAACGCCGAAGUCGAACCAAGGAACAAGCGUAAUAGGAAUUAGCGUGGCUUUCACACCUUCCCAGGCAGAACAUGCUGCUGUUUGUUGUCCUACUCAGAUGUCACGUUUAUAAACUCCUGAGAGAAGAUGCUGAAU